Molecule: messenger RNA, 240 nt
Organism: Rhizophagus irregularis DAOM 181602=DAOM 197198
Lineage: Eukaryota; Fungi; Glomeromycota; Glomeromycetes; Glomerales; Glomeraceae
Molecular function (GO): protein binding
Source: RefSeq, a predicted model, not a curated record
UUACAAUGGUUGAUAAUAAACUUCUGCCAAAAUUAUCACAAAAUUUACUUGAAAUUUUAAACGAUGAAGAAUAUUAUGAUAUCACAAUUGAAGUUGGUAGUGACCCUUACGUAAAAGUAUUUCGGGCUCAUAUGGCUAUUUUAAAUUAUCGUUCCCCUUAUUUACGAAGAGUUUUAUCAACAAAUAAAAAGAAAAAUGAUGGAACGUUGGCACACAUUAAAUUACCAAAUAUUUUACCUG